Messenger RNA from Gekko japonicus, 3140 nucleotides. It is a transcript of the gene NPNT, whose product is annotated as nephronectin. The record is from RefSeq and is a predicted model, not a curated record. Gene Ontology annotation, molecular function: calcium ion binding. NCBI's taxonomy places the organism in Eukaryota, Metazoa, Chordata, Lepidosauria, Squamata, Gekkonidae. Gene Ontology annotation, cellular component: membrane. The transcript is spliced from 13 exons. Bases 1 to 1887 code for a protein of 628 amino acids.
AUGGAUUUAUCCUUGAAGCUCAUCUUUCUCUCCUGGCUUUACCUGGAAGCUUCAGGGGAGUUUGACGGAAGGUGGCCCAGGCAAAUAUUUUCCACGACUGGACUGUGCCGUUUUGGAAGCCGUGUGGACUGCUGCUGGGGCUGGGUCCGCCAUUCGUGGGGCCAAUGCCAACCUGUAUGCCAACCUGGAUGUAAACAUGGGGAAUGUAUUGGACCAAACAAAUGCAAGUGUCAACCAGGAUACAGUGGAAAAACAUGCAAUCAAGCUGAGCACUUGUACGAAACGUCACUCGACUGGCCCAGUGAACCACCUUUUUUCAUCCCUCUGGAUCAUCAGGCAGCAAAUUUUCUACUGAGGGAUCUCAAUGAAUGUGGACUGAAACCAAGACCAUGUAAACAUCGGUGCAUGAAUACCUAUGGCAGCUACAAGUGUUAUUGUCUGAAUGGGUAUAUGCUUAUGCCAGAUGGAUCGUGUUCUAAUGCCCUCACAUGUUCCAUGGCAAACUGCCAGUAUGGCUGUGAUGUCGUGAAGGGAGAGGUACGCUGCCGUUGUCCGUCACCAGGGUUACAAUUAGCACCUGAUGGUAGAACUUGUAUUGAUGUUGAUGAGUGUGCCACUGGGAGAGUGACCUGUCCUCGGUUUAGGAAGUGUGUCAACACAUUUGGAAGCUAUAUUUGCAAAUGUCACAAAGGCUUCGAUUUGAUGUACAUUGGAGGCAAAUACCAGUGCCAUGAUAUUGAUGAAUGCUCACUUGGCCAGCAUCAGUGUGGAGAAUUUUCCCAUUGUUACAACACACAAGGAUCCUAUAAGUGUAAAUGUAAGGAAGGAUACAGAGGUGACGGCAUGAACUGCAUGACUAUUCCCAAAGUUAUGAUCGAUCCAUCAGGCCCAUAUACUGUAUUUAAGGGCAAUACUACCUUUCCUAAAGGUAGUGGUGGGAUGACCAAUAGGAUACCUGAAAUUGGAGGCACAAAGCACCCCGUCAAAACUCCGCAUGUACCAGCUACAGUGAGACCUGCGCCCAGGACAACAAUAAAGCCUACCCCACGUCCAACCACGAGGCCAACACAAAAGCCCUUUACCAGAUUUGUAACAAAGCCUGCAACGACAAAACCAGCAUGGAAGCCAGCAACAAGACUUCCACCAGUAACGAGACCUUUGCCAGUUACAAGACCUCCAACACCACCCCCAACACCACUCAAGCCCACCACCGCACAAAUACCAAGACUUACAACUAAAGAGCCUCAGCUUGUUCCUACUAUUGCAACACCUCCACAGGGAUUUACAGUUGACAACAGGAUACCAAUUGAUCCUCAGAAACCACGAGGAGAUGUGUUUAUCCCACGCCAACCUGGAGUGAGCAAUAAUCUCUUUGAAACAUUUGAAAUUGAAAGAGGGAUUAGUGCCGAUGAGGACAAAGCCAACGAUGAUCCAGGUGUUUUUGUUCACAGCUGUAACUUUGAAAGUGGCCUCUGUGGAUGGAUGAAGGAGAAAGAUGAAGAUUUGCAUUGGGAAACUGUUAAAGAUGCCUCAGGCGGACAGUAUUUAUCUAUCUCAGAGCCCAAAGGCAAAGCAGGACGAGUUGCACGCUUGGUUCUUCCUCUUGGCCAUUUAGCUCAUCUGGGGAAUCUGUGCCUGUCCUUCAGGCAUAAAGUGUCUGGGCUGCAUUCAGGAUUGCUCCAAGUCUUUGUGAGAAAGAUCGGUGCUCACGGUCCAGCAAUUUGGGGGAGGAACAGUGGUCAUGGCUGGCGGCAAACACAGAUUACCUUGCAAGGAUCUGGCAUCAAAAGUGUCAUUUUUAAAGGUGAGAAAGGAAAAGGAAGAACCGGUGAGAUCGGAUUGGACGAUGUGAGUUUGAGGAGAGGCCAUUGUUCCCAAGACCACUAGUGGUACAGACAGACUGGCAAAGGACGUGCUUGUAUUUCCCCAUGCCUCCUAGGUGGGAGGGCCAGUGGGUCGACGACGACUUCUCUCAUUAGUGUGCUUUUGUGAGAUCCAUUGAAGCUCCAUCUGAAUAAGGCAAUUUUUUUUUUUUUGAAAGGGCAAAGUGAUAUUUGGGUAUUUCCAUUAACAGUUUUCCUGUUCACAUUGUACAUGUGAAAAGGAUAUCCAUGUUCUUCGUGAAGAAGAAGGCGUCAUAAAAAAGGAGUCUUUGGCACAUUCGGCAGUUUCAUUCAUGUGUUUUCUAUUUUGCUGACCAUACAGUGGAACUGGUUCACCUCUACCAACUGAAACUAACUCAGGCUUAGACUUAAGCUUUGGUUGUUCUACUGCCACUUUUAAAGAAGGGUGUGUUUAUAUAUAUAUAUAAAUAAAAUAGCAUUUAUUGCUUAUUAUCAAGAGACAGUUAUGAUAGAGUAGGCACUGCAUCCCUUAAUAUUGGUAGUGCUGUGUUGUGUAUAAAUGUGUAUGAUUGAUGUAUUUAUACGUGUUGUGUAUUUACAAAAUCUAGGUGCAAAAUAAAUGGCAGCUGUGCAUGCCCAGCCUAGACUAGAACCUACAACCACUGAGAGCUGUGGAGGGAGUCGCCUCAUCACAACCUCUUGUCACCUUGCUAGUAGCUAAUGGCUUUUUUUGUCACAAAAAACACCAGAUUAUUUUAUAUGCUUGCAAAGUGACUGAUCAACAAAGGCAGAAUCUUCGUUAUAUACACAUGAAUGCAAUGGCAAGCUAGAUGCUAACUUUGGUUUAUUCAACCCUACUGGUCUUCUGUCUGAUGGGAGGAAUCACUCCUAAUAGGAAACCAUGUCAAAUCCUGGACUAACAGGGUGCUUUUUUUGAUUUUAAUAGCCACAUGGCAAGGAGAGCUCUGUGGCUUCCCAGCAGAUGUUAAAGGCAAAUGAACUCUUCUGGGCCAAGAACGGGCCACUUUGAAUAUGGGCUGCAGUAGGCAGACAUCCAGCUGUUGUUUUGGGCUGUAUACAUCACUGCCGCCUUUUUGCUUUGGUCUGCUUUGACAACAUCUUUCCACAGGUGAUCUGAGCUGCAUGAGCAGAAUGAGACUGGACUUCUGUUGUUACAGAAAGUAGCAGUAGGGAGUAGCCAUACAACCGUGCAACUUCCCUUGCUCUGCUUCUCAGCGGCAGUGAACCCUUCACAGAGUUAAUAAUUUCAUGAUCUGGAUCGUAUUGAUCAGCUCC